This is a messenger RNA of Trichechus manatus latirostris (Florida manatee), 2354 nucleotides long. It is a transcript of the gene NGEF, whose product is annotated as neuronal guanine nucleotide exchange factor. The transcript is spliced from 14 exons. Gene Ontology annotation, molecular function: protein binding; guanyl-nucleotide exchange factor activity. Gene Ontology annotation, biological process: activation of GTPase activity. The coding region runs from base 105 to 2234 and encodes 709 amino acids. Lineage: Eukaryota; Metazoa; Chordata; Mammalia; Sirenia; Trichechidae. The record is from RefSeq and is a predicted model, not a curated record.
AACUGAAAAGUGUUCCCUUCUCUUCUAAAGCCCUCAAAACCAACGAAGCUUGGGGAGGUACUGAUCUCCAGUCGUUCUGCUGAGAAACAGUUGGACCAAUUGAUAUGGAGACCAAGGCAUCUGAAGAAUUGGAAAAGCCCUGGCAUAAAUCGGUGCAUCGUUCAUGGGAAACUGAUGAGCUGGUCAAGGAGAGACCUGAGCUACCCUUGGAAGAGAAGACCCACCAUGCUGAUCAGAAGACCCCAGAACCUCACUGCUACAUCCCAAUUCAGAGAAACUCCAUCUUCAACCGUGCCAUGAGACAUAGAAGCAAAACCAAGACCCGAGACACCCCCAAGACGAACACCCGCCACCGCCAGGCAGAUUCACUGGAAAAUGGAAAAUCUGCAAACGAGUCCCUGGCCUUGAAAGUCUCCCAGAGUGGAACGCCUCCCUGGAGGAUGCCCACGCAGACAGACCCAGCAGCCCAGAAAACGAGCGAGUCGUCCUCCACCCCGGGCAAUGGGGCCACGCCCGAGGAGUGCCCGGCGCUGGCCGACAGCCCCACCACGCUCACCGAGGCCCUGCAGAAGAUCCACCCCAUCCCCGCUGACUCCUGGAAGAACCUCAUCGAGCAAAUAGGGCUCCUGUAUCAGGAAUACCGAGAUAAAUCAACUCUGCAGGAGAUUGAAACCAGGAGGCAGCAGGAUGCAGAAAUACAUGACGGCUCCCCGGCCAACGAGGAGGCUCCCGAGGAGGAGGGGGAGGAGGAGGAGGAGGAGGAGGAGGAGGAGGAAGAGCUGGCCAGCCCGCCCGAGAGGAAGGCUCUGCCCCAGAUCUGCCUGCUCAGUAACCCCCACUCAAGGUUUAACCUCUGGCAGGACCUGCCGGAGAUUCGGAGCAGCGGGGUGCUGGAGAUCCUGCAGCCCGAGGAGGUCAAGCUGCAGGAGGCCAUGUUCGAGCUGGUCACCUCCGAAGCCUCCUACUACAAGAGCCUGAACCUGCUGGUGUCGCACUUUGUGGAGAAUGAGCGGCUGAAGAAGAUCCUGCACCCGUCAGAGGCUCACCUCCUGUUCUCCAACGUCCUGGAUGUCACGGCCGUCAGCGAGCGGUUCCUCUUGGAGCUGGAGCACCGGAUGGAGGAGAACAUCGUCAUCUCGGACGUGUGCGACAUCGUGCGCUGCUAUGCAGCCAACCACUUCUCGGUCUACAUCACCUACGUCAGCAACCAGACCUACCAGGAGAGGGCGUACAAGCAGCUGCUCCAGGAGAAGGCAGCUUUUCGGGAGCUGAUCGCACAGCUGGAGCUCGACCCCAAGUGCAAGGGGCUGCCCUUCUCCUCCUUCCUGAUCCUGCCCUUUCAGAGGAUCACCCGCCUCAAGCUGCUGGUGCAGAACAUUCUGAAGAGGGUGGAGGAGAGCUCCCAACGCGAGAGCACUGCCCUGGAUGCCCACAAGGAGCUGGAAAUGGUAGUGAAGGCGUGCAACGAGGGCGUCAGGAAAAUGAGCCGCACGGAGCAGAUGAUCAGCAUCCAGAAGAAGAUGGAGUUUAAGAUCAAGUCAGUGCCCAUCAUCUCGCACUCCCGCUGGCUGCUGAAGCAGGGUGAGCUGCAACAGAUGUCGGGCCCCAAGACUUCCCGUACCCUGCGGACCAAGAAGCUCUUCCGGGAGAUUUACCUCUUCCUCUUCAAUGACCUGCUGGUUAUCUGCCGCCAGAUACCCGGAGACAAGUACCAAGUGUUCGACUCGGCCUCGCGGGGCCUGCUCCGCGUGGAGGAGCUGGAGGACCAGGGCCAGACACUGGCCAACGUGUUCAUCCUGCGGCUGCUGGAGAAUGCUGAUGACCGGGAGGCCACCUACAUGCUGAAGGCAUCCUCCCAGAGCGAGAUGAAGCGCUGGAUGACUUCUUUGGCCCCCAACCGGAGGACCAAGUUUGUCUCCCUCACAUCCCGGAUGCUGGACUGUCCCCAGGUACAGUGCGUGCACCCGUAUGUGGCCCAGCAGCCAGAUGAGCUGACGCUGGAGCUGGCUGACAUCCUGAACAUCCUGGACAAGACUGAGGACGGGUGGAUCUUCGGCGAGCGGCUGCACGACCAGGAGAGAGGCUGGUUCCCCAGCUCCACGACCGAGGAGAUCUUGAACCCCAAGAUCCGGGCACAGAACCUCAAAGAAUGUUUCCGUGUCCACAAGAUGGAAGACCCUCAGCGCAGCCAGAAUAAGGACCGCAGGAAGCUGGGCAGCCGGAAUCGGCAGUGACCCCCAGCCCGGCGACCAGCCCGGCGGCGGGUGGGCAGGCAGGAGCAGGGCUGGCGGGCACACAGGAGAUGGUGGAGGGGCUCCAGGGGAGGACGAGCCACACCCCGCUGGCAGCGGGCU